Messenger RNA from Pangasianodon hypophthalmus (striped catfish), 1060 nucleotides. It is a transcript of the gene pudp, whose product is annotated as pseudouridine 5'-phosphatase. The transcript has 4 exons. Lineage: Eukaryota; Metazoa; Chordata; Actinopteri; Siluriformes; Pangasiidae. Gene Ontology annotation, molecular function: phosphatase activity. Bases 104 to 787 code for a protein of 227 amino acids. The record is from RefSeq and is a predicted model, not a curated record.
AUAUUUUCCGUGUAAUGGACUUCACGCGCCCUUGCUAUGAGCUUGGACAGUGUAUGAUUAGAACAGCUGAUAGGUUUUACGCGUGCAAGUUAGUUUUUGUAAAAUGGCGUCUUAUAAGGCAGUAUCGCAUGUGCUGUUCGACAUGGACGGCUUGUUGUUGGAUACAGAGAGGUUGUAUACACUCUCUUUCCAGGAGAUCUGUGAUCGGUUUGGGAAGACGUACACAUGGGAGGUCAAGUCCACCGUGAUGGGAAAGAAGGCGUUGGAUGCGGCCAGGAUCAUCCGAGACUCCCUGGAACUGCCCAUGACGAGUGAGGAGCUGCUGGAAGAGAGCAGAGAAAUACAGGAACAUCUUUUCCCCUCCGCUUCCUUGAUGCCAGGUGUGGAGAAGCUGGUCACACAUCUCCAUAAGCACAAAAUCCCCAUUGCCGUGGCCACCAGCUCCGCCGGCGUGACCUUCCAUUUGAAGACAAGCCGCCAUAAAGACUUCUUCAGCCUGUUCAGUCAUGUCGUUCUUGGAGAUGACCCAGAAGUGAAGAAUGGAAAGCCUCAGCCUGACUCGUUCCUGGUGUGCGCCAGCAGGUUUGACCCCCCAGCUAAGACAGAACAGUGUCUGGUUUUCGAAGACGCGCCCAACGGAGUGAAAGCAGGCUUGGCGGCUGGCAUGCAAGUGGUCAUGAUUCCCGAUAAGAACAUGGACAGUAGACUUACACAGGAGGCCACGCUGGUGCUCAACAGCAUGGAGGACUUCAGACCCGAGCUCUUCGGCCUUCCUGCUUACGAUUAAACCCUGACUCAUGCCACAGCUUUCCCUUAGUCAGUCUAUCUAAAACGGUGUUAAGCUGUUAUGAGCAGAUGUAUCAAGCUCAGCUCUUUUGAGCCAUGUAAAGAUUGUUGGCAAGUUUGUCAUUGUGAUUUUUUUAAUGUAAUUAAUACCUAGUUUACACUCAUAUCAGGUUAGAUUUUUUUACUUGGUGAUGUUUCAAGGGACGAACUGAAAUGAAGGGACACUUCAAUGUACGGAUCAGUCUCCUAAUCAAUAUAAAGAAAAAGAAAACAA